Molecule: messenger RNA, 4395 nt
Organism: Pestalotiopsis fici W106-1
Lineage: Eukaryota; Fungi; Ascomycota; Sordariomycetes; Amphisphaeriales; Sporocadaceae
Exons: 3
Coding region: 1-4395 (1464 amino acids)
Biological process (GO): nuclear-transcribed mRNA catabolic process; rRNA catabolic process
Cellular component (GO): nucleus
Molecular function (GO): RNA binding; 5'-3' RNA exonuclease activity
Source: RefSeq, a predicted model, not a curated record
AUGGGUGUUCCCAAGUUCUUCAGAUGGCUCUCGGAGCGCUAUCCGGCCAUCUCUCAGCUCAUUGCUGAAAAUCGAAUCCCCGAAUUCGACAACUUGUACCUUGAUAUGAAUGGCAUCAUCCACAACUGCACACACAAGGACAGCGACGAUGCCACCUAUCGCCUCAGCGAAAAAGAAAUGUUCAUCCGCAUCUUCAACUACAUUGAGCAUCUUUUCGGCACCAUCAAGCCGCAGAAACUCUUCUUCAUGGCCAUUGACGGUGUCGCCCCCCGCGCCAAGAUGAACCAACAACGUGCGCGCCGUUUCCGAACUGCACUCGAUGCCGAGAAGGCUCGUGAAAAGGCUGUUCGCGAGGGCAUCGAAUUGCCCAAGGAGGAGGCCUUUGACAGCAACUGCAUUACACCAGGAACUGAAUUCAUGCAGAAAUUGACUCAGCACCUCAAGUAUUUCAUUGCAAAGAAGGUCUCUGAGGACAAGGACUGGCAGGGUUGUGACAUUGUCCUGUCCGGCCACGAAGUGCCCGGCGAGGGUGAGCACAAGAUCAUGGAGUACAUCCGCAAUGCGAAGGCCCAGCCCGACUACGACCCAAAUGUGCGACAUUGCCUCUACGGUCUCGAUGCUGAUCUCAUCAUGCUGGGGCUGCUCAGUCAUGACCCCCAUUUUUGCUUGCUGAGAGAGGAGGUCACGUUUGGCCGUGCCUCGAAAAAUAAAUCCAAGGAGUUGGAACAUCAGAAUUUCUAUCUCAUGCAUCUUUGUAUUGUUCGCGAGUACUUGGAGUUGGAGUUCCAGGACUUGAAAAAGGAAGGGGCCUUGCCUUUUGCAUUUGACAUGGAGCGGGUCAUUGACGAUUUCAUCUUGAUGGCGUUCUUUGUCGGAAACGACUUCUUGCCGAAUCUGCCAUACUUGCACAUCAAUGAAGGUGCGUUGGCUACCAUGUUCCGCAUAUAUAAGGAGAUCCUCCCCCAGACCGAGGGAUAUAUCAACGAGGGCGGUGUUAUCAACCUGUCACGACUCGGAUUGCUGCUCGAAGAAUUGUCCAAGGAGGAAACCCGCCAUUUCGAGCAUGAAAACUCAGAUGAGAAGUGGCUUAGAAGCAAGCGUGCAGUAGAAGCCAAGGCGGAAACAAUAACGAGAGCAAAGGGCAAGGUUAUCAUGACAACACCGCAAAAAGAUCUUUGGAAGCAAAUUCGCAAGUAUAUACAGAAGCGCCCGGGAGGUGACCUUGACUUGGGCACGAAGCUGGCUGCGGCCGACCGGAAAUUCGUCCAGGAUGCUGCCGACAGUCUCCAUGUGGAGUGGCGCACCUCCGAGGAUGAAGAUGGUGAACGUCAUCUCCUGUUGUCCAUGCCCGCUAAGGCCGAGGGGGGCGAUGAGGAUGAUGAGGAAGAGGAGGAAGGACACUUGGCUCUUCUCCGCGUCAUGAAGCGUUAUGAUAAUGCUCAAAUCAUCGAUGAGACGCCCGAGGAAGCUCAAGCUUCCAUGCAAGUCAAGUACAAGGAGAAGUUCCUGGAAUGGAAGGAGAAGUACUACGCUGAGAAGUUUGAGGAAUGGACACCUGCAACCAAGGAGACAGAGUUGCGCAAGCUUUGCGAGAAUUACGUCCAGGGAUUGCAAUGGGUGCUGUACUAUUACUACCAGGGUGUAGCAUCCUGGCCUUGGUACUAUGCUUCUCAUUAUUCCCCCAUGAUUUCUGAUGUCACCAAAGGCUUCGGUGCAGACCUCGACUUCAAGUUGGGUCAACCGUUCCGUCCUUUUGAGCAGCUCAUGGGUGUCUUGCCAGACCGAAGCAAGAAGAUUGUCCCCACAGUCUAUCAUCCCUUGAUGACGGAGCCGAACUCUCCAAUCAUUGACUUCUACCCGCGAGAUUUCGAACUUGACAUGAAUGGCAAAAAGAUGGAGUGGGAAGCUGUCGUCAAGAUCCCCUUCAUCGAUGAGCAGCGUCUGCUUUCGGCCAUGGCUUCGAAGAAUGAUUUGCUAUCCGACGAUGAAAAGGCUAGAAAUAGCUUUGGUGUCACGUUGAAGUUUACGUAUGAUCGCACGUUGGAUUAUACUUAUCCUUCCUCGUUGACGGGCGAAUUUCCCGACGUUCAGCAUUGCAAAGUGGUUGAGAACAUUUACGACCUUCCAGUGGCUGAGGGACUUGAGCUUUACCGAGGUCUUGUACCCGGGGCAAAACUGAAAAUGGAGGCUCUCGCUGGAUUUCCCAGUCUUGCAACUCUGCCAUACAAUGCUGCUCUAGGUUUUCACGGUGUCAAGGUCUUCCAGCAAGAAAGUCGCAAUGAGAGCAUGGUUGUCACGCUCUCAGAUGUCGAGGCACGGGUCCGAGUCGAGUCUGCAAAGGCCAAGCUUGGUAAGAGAUGUUUUGUGGGAUAUCCCUUCUUGCAGGAAGCCAAGAUUGUUCGAGUUUCAGAUGAACUAUUUGAUUACACCCUCGCUGAAGAUGAUUCCGGCCAGGUGGUCACCCGUAAUCACCAUGGCAAGGAGAUUGACGACUGGAGCGCCAAGGCCGACCGCAUCGAAUCUUUCUACAGUACCAGGCUAGGAAUCAUCAUCGGAAACGUGGAGUCCAUGGUCCAUGUUGAUAUGCUCAAAGGCCUUACCAAGACUGAUGCUGGUGCAUUGAUCAAGGAAUACGGCUAUAUUCCUGGCGUCGAGACUGAUUAUCCCUCUCAAGUCAUUGUGGAUGAAGUUGUCAGCGAGGACCAACGAUUCAUUGAGAAGGCUGCUCUCCCUAUCGAGGAAGAAUAUCCGCUCAAAUCUCGUGUCUUCUAUUUGGGCGAUGCUGUACGCGACCGAGAUUUUGAGGCAUGGGCCAAGGCCUCUGAGCAGGCUAAAGUCCUCGGCCCAAUACCACGAGAGGUACUAAGGCCGGUGUACGGUCGUCCAGUCGAGAUUGCCGGACACGGUAGCAAUCGUGCCAAGAUUGUCACUUCUCUCUACAUUCUGAAACCUAAUCUUGAGGCUGCCGAAGCGGACGAGCUCGCUCCCAAGUUAGAUCGCUUUGUCAAGACCGAACCAAGCUUUGCCAAGGGAAUCAUUCAGCAGGCGGAGCGGGAAAAUCCUUAUUGGCCGUCAUACUCACUCGCCCAGAAGUUGAGGAUGCCACCACUCGUACUCAGCAAGAUUACUGCGUCCUUCUUUGUGCAGACCAUUGGUGGAAUGCGCGUCAAUCUUGGCCUCAAUCUGAAAUUUGAGGCCAGGAAGCAGAAGGUGCUUGGCUAUUCUCGAAAAUCCAAGACUGGUUGGGAGUUCAGCCCAGCAGCUGUGCAGCUAAUUGCCGAGUACAUUGCAGCGUUCCCUGAUUUCUUCCAGGCCAUCAAGAACAAUCCUCAGGGUAGCGAGCUCAAUGAAACGGACAUAUUCCCGGACCCUAGCUAUGCUAGCCAAAGGAUCAAGGAAAUGGGUGCUUGGAUCAAGAACACAGAUAGAGGCAACUUUGAAAAGGUUCCUCUAGAGGCCGAGCAACUCGAUUCCGAUGCGGUUCGAAGUAUCGAGCAAGCUGUCGAUGCACUGCUUUCGGAUGCACCACAACCUGUCAUUCGGGUCAUGAAUGAUGUCCCUAGAAACGCUCUGAUCCGGCCUCAGGAUGUUGAGCAGCGGCUGGGUAACCAGCAAUUUACUCUUGGAGAUCGAGUUGUCUAUGUGCAGGAUUCAGGCAAGGUGCCCAUCGGCUUGAAAGGCACUGUCGUUGGUAUCAGCAAUAUUGGUAGCACCCCCAUGUUGGAUGUCCUCUUCGACCAGACAUUCAUGGGAGGGUCGUCUCUGAAUGAGAGAUGCUCUGCUUUCCGCGGUGGAGUGGUGCCAGCCAAUUCCGUUCUCAACACCACCUAUCCCCAACUGCUGGCUACUAGCAAUGCCAGGCGCCAACAACCUUCUCAGGCUAGUCAGCCCUUCUCAGUCACAGGUUCAGGGAACCGCGCCAACAGCAAAUAUGUGUCGCAGAAUGGGCAUUCUUACCGAGAGGCACCUGCUCCCGGAGCACUGCACGGAAGUUACACUGGAGCAGUACAAGGUCAUGCAUCGACACACCGAGCGAGAGGUAGAGGCGGGCACCCGCAAGUUGGAAACACGAACGUUGCUCCCCACUUACAAUCGGCUAAUUUGGUCUAUCGUCCGGCCCCUGGUCACAAUCAGCAAAACCCGAAUGGCCCUGCCCGUGGUGGUCGUGGGGGCAGGGGUGCUCGAGGCGGCGGUACACUAUACAAUACCCAUGGUCAUGCGCAACCAACAGGUCACUCAGUGGCAAAUCCUCCCACUCAGGGUGGAUACAACGCAGUCCCACCACCAACGAACCUCAAUCACAGUGGUCGUGGACGUGGUAGAGGCCGUGGAUCUAGGGGCAGAGGUGGCCCUCCUCGAGGCAGAGGAGGUGCUGCUCAGGAGCAGACCGCCUAA